AUGACCGAUACUGGAAGUGAUCACAAAUAUGAUGAUGACGAUGAUGAAAAUUCAGCAGAAUACUCUGACAAUCUGAUUGAUGUUGGCAAAAAACUCUUGACUGAAUAUGUUACACCGGCAUUCAAUCUAUCUCCAGUGGACGUAAGUUCACCUAUUGGUGGAGUUAACUUAAAUGCAGGACUAGAUGGAACUGGUAUUAACACAUCAUUGGAACAUUUUAAACUCGACUCAAAAUCAUCAUGUUUAGAAAAUAUAAAUGAUACUGCAAAAGAAUACUCACUUGGCAUCGCUACAUCUACACUUGAACACUCAUCACCAGAUAUAAGUUAUUCUAUUGGUGGGGUCGAUAUUAAUGCUGGGUUAGAUAGCCUUGAUAUUAAUACACCUUUGGAAGAUUUUAUACUCGAUCCAACAUCAUCAUUCUUAGAAAAUGUAAAUGAUAUUGCAAAAGAAUACUUGAUCGAUAUGGCUACAUCUACACUCAGUUUAUCAUUACCAGAUGUAAGUAUAUCUAUUGGUGGGAUCGACUUGAAUGUUGGUUUAGAUGAGAUUGAUAUCAAUACACCAUUAGGAAAUUUUAAACUGGAUCCCAAAGCAUCAUGUACUGAAAAUUUAACAGAUGCUGUAACAGAACUGUUGGACAACAGUGUUAAUGAAGAUAUCGAUAACUUUUGGUCUGAUUUUAAUGACGCUGCACGUAUAGAGAUAGACAGUUCAAUUUAUUCGGAUGGCACAACUUCUCUUUUAUCAUGUCAAAUUAAUGCAGAUACGACUAUUGGACAAGACGGCGUUGAAGCAAAUGCUCAAGCAGAUGGAUCUCUUUCUAAAUACAAAUUAUCUAAUACUGAUAUUAGUUUUGGUGAAGGACAAAUUUACGUAAAGGCAUCCAUCAGAGCAGAUGGAGUACAGUAUAUGAUUGGUGGAGAGUUAAAUGCUGUGUCUCUAAAGAAUGAAAAUAUUCAAGCAAAUAUUGGAUUGAGCGUUAAAACUGGAGUUGACUUAACAGCAUUUAAUGCUGGUGUAUCUGUUGUUGGAUUUGGAGUCAACGUGGGAACAGAGGAGAUCGGUAUAAGUACACCUAUCGGAGGCUUUAAUACGAAAUUCUAA
Molecule: messenger RNA, 1107 nt
Organism: Rotaria sp. Silwood2
Lineage: Eukaryota; Metazoa; Rotifera; Eurotatoria; Philodinida; Philodinidae
Source: the annotation of a GenBank genome assembly